Vespula pensylvanica (western yellowjacket) is the source of this 3622-nucleotide messenger RNA. It is a transcript of the gene Trf2, whose product is annotated as TATA box-binding protein-like 1. Gene Ontology annotation, biological process: DNA-templated transcription initiation. Lineage: Eukaryota; Metazoa; Arthropoda; Insecta; Hymenoptera; Vespidae. The transcript is spliced from 5 exons. Gene Ontology annotation, molecular function: general transcription initiation factor activity; DNA binding. Bases 176 to 1051 code for a protein of 291 amino acids. The record is from RefSeq and is a predicted model, not a curated record.
UCUGGUUAGUCGUCAACGUGAUAACCAGCGGUUGCCAGUUUAAAGAACAUGGCUGAAAACAAUGGCUGCAGUUAUUGAGCUAACUCUACGAUUUCUUCGCACUUGUCAACAAAGACAUUAAUAUUGAAGCGGUAAUAAAGUGAAAAAUACAUUAUAGUUAAAAGUAUAUAAUAUUAUGGCAACUGCUAUUCAAAAAAAUAGCAUGAAACCUUUAACAAAUAGAUCUUUAAAUCAUGUAGAAAAUGUUGACAAUUUAAAUAACAGUGAUAUAUGUACUGAAACGAAAGAUAAUGGACUCUUUAAAGAAGAAAUUGAAACAUGUAUGACUGAAUCUGAACAAGAAACACCUGAGCUUGAUAUUGUUAUUAAUAAUGUAGUUUGUAGCUUUAGUGUAAGGUGUCAUCUUAACUUAAGAGAAAUUGCACUUAAUGGCUCAAAUGUUGAAUACAGAAGAGAAAAUGGAAUGAUCACAAUGAAAUUACGAAGACCAUAUACCACUGCUUCUAUCUGGUCUUCAGGAAAAGUGACUUGCACGGGUGCAACUAGUGAAGCUGAAGCAAAAGUAGCAGCACGUCGAUUUGCACGUUCCCUUCAAAAACUGGGCUUUAAGGCACGGUUUCAUAAUUACAGGGUGGUUAAUGUGUUAGGUACAUGCUGUAUGCCAUUUGAUAUCAAAAUAACAUCGUUUUCAAUAUGUCAUAAAGAAAAUGCAGAUUAUGAACCAGAAUUACAUCCUGGUGUAACAUAUAAAUUAAAAGAACCAAAAGCAACGUUAAAAAUAUUUUCUACUGGAAGUGUUACAGUAACAGCUCCUAAUGUUGCUGCUGUCCAAGCAGCAAUAGAAUAUAUCUAUCCACUAGUCUAUGAAUUCCGCAAAGAACGUUCAGUAGAAGAUAAGUUGGCAUUGGAAACAAAAAAGCGCAGACUAAGUAGUAGGAAGAGAAAUCGGGAAGAGUUCCUACGUGACACAGAUCUAUUAUAUGAUCCUAUGUUCUCCCCAUCUUCAUCUUCUGUCGAUGAAGAAGGUGACAGUGAUGCCAGUUGGGACUGAACUAUUUAUCUUAUUAUUUUUUUGUUGAGUAUAAAACAAUCAUGUGUAUAUUUCGUUCGAUUAAGAACGAUUACAAGUUGCACUGAACAAUUGCUGCUGCUAAGAGUGAAGUGAUGCAUAAUUCAUUUUCUUAGUGUCUGACAAGUGCGUGAGUGUCAAAGACAAUAGUGUACAUUUAUGUGCACUUUAAUUUAUAAUUAUCUUUGCACGUAUCAAUCUGACUGACUUAUGUUUUUAAAAUUACAUCCCUCAUAUUUUCAUUCUACGACAACAUAUUUAGGUAUAAACAUCUUUCCUAGGCAUACAUGGAACAUAUGUCAUUCUUAUGUAUACUAUCAUUCAUUUUUGAAAAGAAUAUUUGGGAUGUAUUUAGUAAUAUUUCUGACAAGACUUAGUUUAUAUAAGGGAUCACUCGUUUGUAUUUAUGUUUUUAUGAAUUAUAAAAAUUAAAAUUAGGUAAUAGAAAAAAUAUACAUAAAUACGUUCUAAUGAUUCAGGUUGCAUCAAGCGGACAAUCUUUGGGCUAUGCAGACAAGUGCCACCAUAAUAAUUGAUUGGUGAUAUGUAUAUUUCUUUUAUUUUUUUGUUCUACUUUUUUUACAUACAGAUUUGUCUGUUUACGUUUAAUGAACGUAUACUGUGCCAAAGAUGGAUGUUCAAAAUUUGAUGAUACAAUUGAAAAACAUGGAACUACAAAUUUAUUUCACUGCUGUAACAUUUAGCUUUUUCAUUAAUAUAGUCUGCUUUAAUGGAUAUGAUAGUAUUUUAAUAUAAUAAUCUAUAUUUUGCGGAUGUUUCUAGAAAGAGUAUAUAAUAUCGUUGAUUCGUCAGACUGUAUCAAGCAAAAAUACUAUAUAUAUUUAAGUUUGUAUAAUCAACAUUAAUAAUAGCCCAUUCUCGAUCAAACACAUGACAGAUUUAUUUAAUACAUUCAGAUCAAACAGUUAUCUACAAUGUACCAUUGCUAUCAUUAUCCUAUAAUUAUAUAGGAUAUGAAUAUAGAUCAAUGACAUUCUCAACUGUUAACUCACUGACACUCAUGUGUUAAUUAUUUUGUAUAUGAAAAUUAGUGUUACUAUAUUAUUAGGCAGUAUUAAGAUAAGUUCGUCAAUAAUUAUGAUAAGGACUGCAAACUUAUGAAGUAUCACAAAUAAUUCUAGGCAAUAACAAAUACCAUAAAUUGUGAUUUCAUAAGUCCAAAUGCAUAUUAUUUAUGUGUAUCUAUACAGAUGACCAUGGAUCAAAAAAAAAUUCUUAGUUCUUACUAAAAUACUCUCUAAAUUUUUUAAAUUGUAUGGUGAACAUUUUAGUAGCAAUGUACCAAAGUUACAAGAAAUAUCAAAAAUUAAAUGAUAAGAUACUUGGAAUAAAUGGCAACUGGAAGAUCUGAUAGUAUAAUAAAUAAAUAAUUGCAAGAAUAGGAAUAACAAGUAAAAAAUUAAAAAUAUGGGAUGUGUAUGUGUAUAAGAAGUCUGUCAAAAUAAACAAAUUCUCUCUAGAAUAAAUAUUUCGCAAAAUGCUACUUUAGAAUGUUUGAACGAACGUGGGCUGCUUUGCAUUGAUAAUAUUACUAUAUCAGGAUUUUUUUUUCUUUUUUUUUUUUAAUUCGAACAUUACAGAAUUUGCCAUUUACAAUAAAAAAAAAACGACUAAAGGCUUAAUAUUCACUUGCUGCCUCAUUUAUUCUUGCUCGUAAAAAUAAUAUGGUUGUUGGUGUUAGCUAAUGCACAGCAUAAAGAAACUAUAAAAACGAAGUUUAUAAAAAGUGCAUAUAUCAUUUUUUAAUCAAAAGCAAAAUAAUAUAAAGUUUCUCAUGAAAGUGAUGAAAGAGAAUUUGUGCUCUUGCAAUUUCUAUAUACAGAACUAUAAUAAUUAUAUAACUUGCAUAUAUAUAUAUAUAUAUGUGUAUCUGAUUUUUCAGAAUAUGUGUGAAAAAUAUAAACCAUACAGUAUCAAUAUUACUUACAAUCAACUUAUAUUGUUUAUAUAAAGUUAUUUAUAUUUUGGGAAUGCCAGCACUUGUUAAAGUAUCUAUUACAAUUGUUAAUUUGCAGUUCUUUAUAAUUUGAAAGUUUUUAUGAUAUAGUACGUGCAUUUGAAAUACAUUAUAUUAAUAGAUAUUUAUAUAUUCAAAAAAUUCAGAAUACAGAAAGACCUUAUUCUCUUUAAAAUUUCUUUAUUAUGAACUAACAACACAUUAUUUAUCAACAAAUAAGAUAUACGAACAAAUUAUUAGAUAUAAUUAGAAUUAUAAUUGUGAGUGAUCCCCAUAUAAUAUUACAAAUUAUGAUGAUUUUUUAUGUUGUCAUAUAGCUAGCACAUGGUCAAAUAUUGUCGAUGAUCUGGAAUGAUGUUUAAACUAAUGUUUUGAAGAAGUUCAUUUCAUUUUUAUAAUUUUUUUCAUACAUUAAUUUUAUCCAAAAAAAAAUUAUAAUUUUAAUGCUUGAAUUGUCAAGCAAAAGUCACUGCCUAUUAUACAAAAGUUUCAGUAGAAAUUGAACACUUUGAAUGUAAUUGAGUACAUGUAAAAUUUCUUUCUUUUUUGUUCAUAAUAUAAGACAUUUCAUUAUC